This is a messenger RNA of Wasmannia auropunctata (little fire ant), 1521 nucleotides long. It is a transcript of the gene Tdh, whose product is annotated as L-threonine 3-dehydrogenase, mitochondrial. Bases 279 to 1397 code for a protein of 372 amino acids. The record is from RefSeq and is a predicted model, not a curated record. The transcript is spliced from 5 exons. Gene Ontology annotation, molecular function: L-threonine 3-dehydrogenase activity. Gene Ontology annotation, biological process: L-threonine catabolic process. Lineage: Eukaryota; Metazoa; Arthropoda; Insecta; Hymenoptera; Formicidae.
GCCUGAGCUUCCAGUUGUUUAUCGACCAUCAACGAGGAAGAUUGAAUUUUUAAAAUUCUCUACAAAGCUCCUUGUGAAGUUAUUUGUUUUGAGCACAUCAGUGGACAGUUUAAAACAGUGUGAAUGUCUUUAGAGUGUUUUCCUCUUUUUUACAAUAUAAUUUAUAAUAUGGAAAUUUCCAAUCGGAAAUAAAAAUCAGAUAGACUGAUAAGAAAUAAUAUCGUGACGACGAGAUCUUCUAUUUCUUUGAAAAUCGUGGUUCAUCGAUUUUGAGAAUAAUGUUGUGCAAAAGUGUUAUUCGUUUCUCGUGUCACUUUACGAGGAACGUUCGCAGAGACUUUCAUGUAAGCAUCAAUCCUCUUCGCAAGACAUUUAAAGAAACCGAUAACGUCAAAUCUACCAAUACCGGAAAUACAAUUAAAUCUCCACGAAUACUAAUAACAGGUGGUCUCGGACAAUUGGGCACGGAAUGCGCAAAGUUGCUGCGUCGAAAUUACGGUAAUGAGAACGUCAUACUGUCGGACAUUAUCAAGCCGUCGGAGGAGAGCUUGGAGAAUGGGCCCUUCAUCUUCGCCGACAUCCUCGACUUCAAGGGUCUGCAGAAGAUCGUCGUCGAUUACAGGAUCGACUGGCUCAUCCACUUCAGCGCUCUGCUUAGCGCAGUCGGCGAACAAAAUGUUCCGCUAGCCGUCAGAGUCAAUAUCGAAGGAAUGCACAACGUCAUCGAGUUGGCGAAGCAAUAUAAGCUGCGGAUCUUCAUACCGUCGACAAUCGGCGCGUUCGGUCCCGACUCGCCGAGGAAUCCCACCCCGAAUGUCACGGUGCAACGACCCCGUACGAUCUACGGUGUCAGCAAAGUCCACGCCGAGCUCUUGGGAGAGUACUAUCAUCAUCGCUUCGGCCUCGACUUCCGGUGUCUUCGAUUCCCCGGUGUAAUCAGCAGCGAUCCGCCCGGCGGUGGUACCACCGAUUACGCUGUAGCGGUAUUUCACGAGGGACUGUUAAACAAAAAAUACGAGUGCUACUUGGAGCCUCACACGAGACUGCCGAUGAUAUACAUCGAAGACUGCCUGUCGGCGCUCUUUCAGUUUUUAAACACACCUGACAAAUUACUGCGUAGACGAGUUUAUAAUGUCACAGCCAUGAGUUUCACACCCGAGGAGUUGUUCAACGAACUCUUCAAGUACAUACCGGAUUUGAAAAUUACUUAUAAACCAGACAAACGACAGCACAUCGCGGAGAGCUGGCCGCAAGUUUUCGACGAUAGCGAAGCACGACGGGAUUGGGGAUGGCAGCACAAAUAUGAUCUACAGAGGCUGGUAGAGUUAAUGGUGCAUGACGUUAGCACAAAUUUUCUACCGAAACAUCGACUGAAAGAAGUCAGUAGCUACGUAUAAUUGCGUGAAAAUUGUACGUAGCUAUUGAGUCCCUUUAAUUAAUGUGUACGCUUUGUGAGCUUUCGCGAAUUCACACUCGAUUUCCCGCCGAAGUUUUUCGAUUAUAAAAAAAAUCAAUAAUUAA